AUGUCCUCGCAUCGCGUAAUCCAGGACUCCGACGAUGAGGAUGACCCCUUGGUGGGGCCCGAGGCCGAUACCACGCACGUUGACAUGCAGGACGGCCCAGCACACUACCACCAACCGCAAGAGACAGGUCACGGCUCGCAUAUGAACGUCAACUUCGACCAAUUCCUCAAAUCUCAAGAGUCGGUCCCUCUGGGUCCAUCUUCCUCUCAACAGCGGAGAGAAGAACGAUGGAUUCCUGCUAAGAUGGGGCGCGGAUCAUUGGGCUCGAUGAUGACAGAGAUCGGAAUGGCGCAGCAACGAUUAUUCGACGACGACGAAGCCCAAUACGUCGACCAUACUCGGUAUGCGGAAUUGGCGCAAGUACCUGUUCAGGAACAGGCCGCUCCGGAAUUGGAAUUGCCUGCGCCGGGUGGGAUAAAUCACAUCGACCAUGGCUAUAUUGAACUUCCGGAACAGCACGACGAAGAUACCCUGUCUGAUCUACAACCGACCCUUCCCGAUCCUCCGCUACAACACGUACCCGGACAGGAGCCGAGUUUCUAUGAGCCAACGCAAAUAGACCCCCUCCCCCUCCCCCACACCCAUGAACCAACUGCGCAGACGAGAAAACGAACAAGCUCCAACUACACUCUUUCCACAGGAGCUUCCUAUAACAUAUUCGAAUCAUCUCUUCGUCCGUCUGACAAUUCCUAUCCGGAGAGCAAUCACCCUCCCACACAUUCUACCGGGUCCGGCCUUGCAUACAAAUCCCCGCGACGACAUAACUCGGCGCUCGUCGACCCGUACUCACCACACGACACUGAGCCUUUCUCCUCUGCUAGACUCAAUAGAUCGAAAAGCGACAAUGCGGCACAACAAUCUCAGCAUAGCGUCGAUGAACUCGCUGCACCCGUUCCAGUUCCCGUUCCCGCGCCCGCGCCCGCUUCCAUCCCCGGCGUCGAGAAGAAACGAGGCCGGAAGAAGAAACAAAGUCUCCCUGAAAACGACGAGGACGAUGAUCUUGCUCAUCAUAAUCCUCCAGUCAUCCCCGAUGGGACGGUCAGUCUUAAUAAACCCGAGAAGCGCAAACCCGGCAGACCACCGAAGAACGCAAAACCACUACACGACGACCAAAACGACGAGCACGACCUUCUCCUUGGUCCUGAAGAACCAGAUCCAGCUCCCACUCUUCCAAACAACCCAGACAACACUUCCGCCAACUCUCUCCCUCUCACCAUCAACGAAUCCCCAGAAAUCCCCACCGACCCAUCACUACCUCCACAAACAGAACCCCCCGUCCCCAACCCAAAGCCCUCCAAAAAGUCCCCCAAAGAGCCCAAGAAGAAGAAGCUCAAACGCGGAAAAACAAUGUCCAUCACCCAAACGAAAACAUACCACUCCGACAUCGAAGAGGACGUUAUAUGGGUGGACGAAAGACCUCUCGUCCCUCCUGGUGCUGAUAAACCACUACCACCACCACCACCACCACCUCAAGACCAUCAUCGCCCUGCAGACGAGCUAGAGGAACAACAGAACCCAGAACCAGAAGCAGAGGACACUACUCUCCCCGAUGCGGCCGCAGCGACAGCUGCACGAGAACCAGAAUCUGUACCUGCACCCCCCGCGCCCAAAAAGCGCGGACGCAAAAGGAAGAACCCCGUCGACGAACCACCACCACCAAUACAAGAAGAAGAGCAGCCGCAACAGCACCAAGGGGCAGAAGAUCUGGUAGUAGAUCCAACCCCAAAUCCAGAACCAAACCCAGAACCAGAACUACAACCAGACCAUACACACCACCAGCACCACCAUAACCCGAACAAGACCCAACAACCCCCAGCACACCCCUAAAACCAACCAAAGGGCCCUCAAAACACAGUCCCAUAUCAUCCACCAGCAAAGUUCCCUACCGGGUCGGAUUAAGUCGCCGAGCGAGAAUCG
This is a messenger RNA of Aspergillus heteromorphus CBS 117.55, 1917 nucleotides long. RefSeq lists its product as uncharacterized. Bases 1 to 1827 code for a protein of 608 amino acids. The transcript has 2 exons. NCBI's taxonomy places the organism in Eukaryota, Fungi, Ascomycota, Eurotiomycetes, Eurotiales, Aspergillaceae. The record is from RefSeq and is a predicted model, not a curated record.